UUCGGAAUUAAAAUAAUUAUAUCUCGAAUAUUACGUAAUGCAUGUGCUCUUUCUUUAUAAACAAAGCCUAGAGCGUCUCCGUCUCUCUCACUAAAAUUCUCCACUGCUCUCACAUUCUCUCUUUCUCUCUCUCUCUAGACACUAAUACACCACUGUGAUGGAGAUAAGGUAUUGGCGAAGGAGGUUGAGAGGAUACCAAAGGCUAGAUGGGUCGGUCAAGAAGGCCACAUCGGGUCGGAGAUAUGUGAAGCGGGUCAAAAUGGAUCCGACCCGGAAGAUACGGUUUUGGAGGAUCAAGAUAGUGCCGAAGCUAAGGAUCUUGAAAAGGGCGUCGCCUAAGAAGCUUCUAACCUGGCUUCGAGAUGCUUACGUCAACAUGAUGCUGCGCCUCGCCAACUCUCGGGUCGUCGGGUCAUCUUACGGGUACGGCGAAUAUUGCUACGGGCCGGGUUUGGCGUCCAAGGAGUAUGACGAGAAGAAGCUGGUUGAGAUUUACAAAUCUAUAUUGAUUGCGCAAGGGAAUCUCGUGCACCCCGAGGUAUCUAAACACUCUUCCAAUUCUAUCCUACUCUCAUCUCAUAAAUCCUUAUGUAACUAAAUCCGUUCACAUAUAUAAAAUGAAAAAUUAUCGAUGUUAAUGGUGUGAUCGUGAUGAUCUGUAUUAAUUUAAACUUUAUACUCUUGUUAAGCUAUAUAUAGUGGAUCGGUCCAUCUUUUCCCAUAUAUCGAAUUAAAAUCAAGAUUUGCAUUUAA
Messenger RNA from Camelina sativa (false flax), 753 nucleotides. RefSeq lists its product as uncharacterized. The record is from RefSeq and is a predicted model, not a curated record. NCBI's taxonomy places the organism in Eukaryota, Viridiplantae, Streptophyta, Magnoliopsida, Brassicales, Brassicaceae.